Topomyia yanbarensis is the source of this 2551-nucleotide messenger RNA. RefSeq names its product lamin-B receptor (gene LBR). Bases 159 to 2189 code for a protein of 676 amino acids. NCBI's taxonomy places the organism in Eukaryota, Metazoa, Arthropoda, Insecta, Diptera, Culicidae. The transcript has 3 exons. Gene Ontology annotation, cellular component: endoplasmic reticulum membrane; nuclear inner membrane. Gene Ontology annotation, molecular function: oxidoreductase activity, acting on the CH-CH group of donors, NAD or NADP as acceptor. Gene Ontology annotation, biological process: sterol biosynthetic process. The record is from RefSeq and is a predicted model, not a curated record.
AGCAAAUGGCAUAAUUUCGUGAAUGGCGUCUGUCUGAUGCUUGCCCAAAAAACGGUGGCUCGUAUCGCUUCAAAUUUGCAUUUAUUUCCAGUGAAAAAUUGUUUCAAAAUAGUGUAAUUCGAUUGCUAAUCGAUCCGGGCAUAGAUUAAUCAAGUGAAAUGGAAAAACGUCGUGCAACGAGAGGCGGAGGGUCAGUGGCCUCGAGCGUAUCAUCAACCGCUGUUGUUCCCGGACCCGCGGAAAUAGCGAAACGUGGUCGAAAAUCGACAGCCCGCAACAGAUCCCCAUCACCACCCCCAGCUCGUAAACCGUCCCCUGGCCGUAAACCUUCCCCUGGAAGAUCACGAAAAAAUUCACCUCCCAGAAAAGCGUCCCCUGGUCGAAAGGCUUCGCCGGGACGAAAACCAUCACCAGCAAGAAAAGCAUCCCCUGCUCGGAAGGCAUCUCCGGCACGAAAAGCAUCGCCGGCACGAAAAUCUACUCGGAUAGUACCUGUUGCGAAAAGCGUGGUGUCCACAAAAAUCUCUCCUGAACAGAAGGAUGAACCAAGGCGAUCUACGAGGAUAAAAAUUUCCGAGAAUCGGGAUAAAAGUCCAGCACAGAAGAAGCCACUUCGCGACCAGCAUUUAUCGGUCAUUCUUGACGAAACGGAGAGACAACUGAAGAAGAGUUUGUCACCGAAUACAAGUCAGAGGUCAACUGUAACGACGACGGGUCGAAGCCGUCCCUCUGUUUCUCGCUCAGUCAGCGUAGUCAACGAGUCUCAAGAAUUUUCCGAUCAAGAGGAGGUUGAAUUUCAAAGCUUCCACAAAGACGACAAUGGAAUAUCCGGUAAAAAGUCGUACUCCAGGCGAAGUGCUACGAAACAGCUGCAAGAGCUUCGUGAACUCGGUGGUAACUGGGGAGCCGCUGCCGUUAUAUUACUCGUACCAGCUUUCAUUUUCUUCACAAACCAUUUUUGUUCAGGAGCCGCCCAUCGGGACUGCACCUUCAAGAUACCGGAGAAUUUGGACGAGUUUAAGAUGCUAUCUACUUAUUUCAACCGAGAAAUUGGUGUUAUUUUUCUACUGUUCACCUGGGGAAUUGCUUUAGUAACUGCCAUUCCUAUUGGGAAAGCGAUUAAAAUCGUGGACGAUAUUCGAGGACAACAAAACUACACAUUCACCGGACUGUCCUGUGCUUUUUCUGCAGGUUUAGCCAUAUUCGUUGCCGAAUACUGUUACAAAUAUCCGAUAAUCUCGAUCAUCAGUAAAGGCUACAAUCAGCUUUUGGUAAUCAGUUUGGCGUUCGCUCUAAUAACUGCCGGUUUAGCAUUCUUCAAAUCGCGGUACAUAUCGCAGCUAAACUGGAACCCAUACGCGAAGACGGGCCACUUUAUCUCGGACUAUUUUGUCGGGCGCGAAAUAAACCCGCUGGCCUUCAACGUUGUGAAUUUAAAACUGGUCCACUACCACAUCUCAGUCGUUCUUGCCCUCAUCUUUAACACUAUCAUUCUCUAUCGUAAUCUGCAUUUCCCUAUGCUGCCGGCGGAUCAGGAACUAACUUUUCUGGAAAAGAUGACCUUCACGGCGAAAAACUUGGAAUUCGAAGUCACUCCGGUGCUAGUCGCAACCCUCACCAUCCUCUACCUGUUGGAUCUGCUGUCAUACGAACAUCAUCUUACGUUUUCCUUCGAUCUACAAAGCGAAGGUUUCGGUGCCUUGUUGCUCCUCCGAUACGCUGUUUUUCCAUUCACGCUAACCCUGCUGCCGAAGUACGUUGCCGCCCACAAGCUGGCGGAUGUGCCCCACUGGGUUCUCGGACUGGUGGCUCUGCUGGCGAUCAUCGGAUUAAUCAUCAAACGCUCCAGCAACCGGCUCAAGCAUCAGUAUCGACUUAAUCCCCUUGGCGAGAAGUUUAUCGAUCUGGAAACCUUACCCACCUUCCAGGGCCGGCGUCUUCUGGUGGCCAAAUGGUGGGGAUGCAUCCGCCAACCGAACUACGCAGGAGACAUUCUGCAAAAUGUUGCCCUGCUGCCGCUGCUGUACUGGCGCUUCGCUUGGCCUCCGCUUCUGGCAGUUCUUUUCACUGUUGCUCUGCUGAUCCAACGGGCCCAGCGGUUGAACGAUCGAAAUGCUAAGAAGUACAACUCUGCCUGGCAGCGUUACUGCUCCUCGGUGCAAUACAUUCUGGUGCCCAAGGUGUUCUAGAUUUAGCCAGGGGAACGGCUCCCACACAGACACACGGAACGAACCGAAGCGAUUCAAUGCGUUUGUAUAAAGUGUUUUUUCUCGUACAGUUUGUUUGCUAUUUUAGGCUCUAGAGUGACGUUCUAUGUUAGAUAGCACCAAAUCUUGAUGCAGACACAGACACAGAGUUUAGACAAUUAAGAGAGUGCGACUUCACUUGUUCGUAUGUAGAGAUAGACAGCAGGUAGUGUGUAAGCUAGUGAAAUGAAACCAAUCAUUGGUUGCAUAUUAAGGUUGCACAGAGAAAGCGUAAAAUUUGCAAACGAAAAAAGCAGUUUUUUUCAACACCGUAUGUCAGAUCUUCAUAAAAAUCAAUCAGCAGU